Molecule: messenger RNA, 2525 nt
Organism: Medicago truncatula (barrel medic)
Lineage: Eukaryota; Viridiplantae; Streptophyta; Magnoliopsida; Fabales; Fabaceae
Product: DEAD-box ATP-dependent RNA helicase 17
Exons: 10
Coding region: 132-1973 (613 amino acids)
Molecular function (GO): RNA helicase activity; nucleic acid binding; ATP binding
Source: RefSeq, a predicted model, not a curated record
GCAUCUUUUUUCUCUGCUAAUUCUUUCUAUCCUCUACCAAACGGGGUAUAAGGCUAUUUCUCAAAGAAAAUCAAACAAUAGAAUAGCGGUGUUCACCGACCAAAAAGAACACAGCCGUCGCACAGAGUAGAAUGGCCACGAUGAACAAGAAGACCAAAGCCAAAGUGGUGAAAAGCAAAGAAAAAGAGAAGAAGAAAACUACUACUCAUGAUGAUGGAACCAACAAAGGAGACAAUAACAACAACGUUUUUGCUUCAUGUUCCUUUUCUAGUCUCGGUCUUCACCAAACCUUAUGUGACCAACUUCGUGAAAGAAUGGGUUUUGAAGCUCCAACAUUAAUUCAAGCUCAAGCUAUUCCUGUUGUUCUCUCUGGUCGUCAUGCACUGGUUAAUGCUGCUACGGGCACAGGGAAGACUAUUGCAUACCUGGCUCCGAUAAUUCAUCACUUGCAGAGUUAUGAUAAGAGAGUUCAGCGCUCCGAUGGAACAUUUGCGUUGGUUCUUGUACCAACGCGUGAGUUAUGUUUGCAGGUUCACGAAAUUCUUCAGAAGUUACUGCACCGGUUUCAUUGGAUUGUUCCAGGAUACAUUAUGGGUGGUGAAAGUAGAUCAAAGGAGAAAGCCAGACUGCGCAAAGGCAUAUCAAUUCUUAUUGCAACUCCUGGGCGCCUUUUAGAUCACUUGAAGAACACAUCAUCAUUCGUGUACACUAAUUUGCGCUGGAUAAUUUUUGAUGAAGCUGAUCGUAUUUUGGAAUUAGGAUUUGGAAAAGAGAUACAAGAAAUACUAAAUCUUUUAGGUUCAAUGAAGACAGGGCACGAUGACCAAGAGAGUGGAGUUCCAAGACCCUCUAAAUUUCAAAGACAAAACCUGCUUUUAUCAGCAACCUUAAAUGAGAAAGUAAACCACCUUGCUAAAAUUAGCUUAGAGGAUCCAGUUAUGAUUGGUAUUGAUGAUAAAAUAAUGGAACCAACGUCAAGAAUUAGAUUUGAUAAUUCAGAUUGUGAUGAAGACAAUGAAGACACACAUUCCAGUAAAAUACCAGCAAUUGGAGCUUAUAAAGUGCCCGAACAGUUAAUUCAGAGAUAUAUGAAGGUGCCUUGUGGAUCACGGCUUGCUAUACUUCUUUCUAUUCUAAAGCAUCUUUUUGAAAGGGAACCUUCACAGAAGGUUGUGCUAUUCUUUUCAACAUGUGAUGCCGUGGACUUUCAUUAUUCAUUGAUAACCGAAUUCCUUUUUUCAUCAUAUCCACAAACCGAAGAAGGGAACAGAACAAUGUUUCUAGGAUGCAAAACUCUUCGGCUACAUGGUAAUAUGGAACAGGAGGACAGGACAACCAGUUUUCAGGCCUUUAAAACUGAGAAAUCUGCCCUUCUUUUGUCUACUGAUGUUUCUGCCAGAGGCUUAGAUUUUCCAAAUGUUAGAUGCAUCAUACAAUAUGAUUCUCCCGGAGAAGCCACUGAAUAUGUGCACAGAGUUGGAAGAACUGCUCGACUUGGUGAAAGAGGAGAGUCAUUGUUAUUUCUGCAACCAUCUGAAAUAGAUUAUUUACAAGACUUGGAGAAACAUGGUGUCUCACUGGUGGAGUACCCUCUCCUCAAAGUGUUGGAUAGUUUCCCACUGUCAGCACACAAGAACAACAUAAAGAAAUCUGUUUUCAUAGACAUGCAUCCGUGGAUCAUGUGUCUCCAGAAGGCACUUGAGUCCUGCAUCUCGUCCAAGCCCAAAAUGGAAGAACUUGCCAAGAGAGCAUUUUGCUCUUGGGUCCGUGCAUACACAGCGCAUCGUGGGGAGCUGAAAAGAAUAUUUAUGGUUAAGAAACUUCACUUAGGGCACGUAGCAAAAAGCUUUGGACUGAAACAAAUACCAUCCUUAGUUGGAAAGUCUUUCCAAAAUCAAACUAAGAAGAGAAAGAGAUUUGAGAAGAAAAAUGGGCCAUCGAAUAAGAGAAAAGUUGCACGGCGUGUGACAUAAUGCAGACUAUAAAAUGGCUUAUAAUGCAAAUUUAAUGAAGCAAAUGGUGUCAAAUGAUGACUACCAGAAUCUACGUCAUUGUGUCAACAAAGUAGUCUCUUUAGUGACCUGAGAUCAAGUAAUAGCAUAGCGCUAAAGGCCUUCAAAUUCAUCGAUAGGCAAGAAUGACACUAACAUACAACAUGUUUGUUUCUUUAGGCGUCCUUAAAAACACGGUGGUUUCAAUGAAAGAGAUUCUUCUCAAAAAAGGAUUUCUGAAAGUGUGCCACAUCGUGUAGAUGACUUAUCUAAACACAAGAAUGGUAUUGUAAUUUCAUUUAGUUAUGGCUUUGGUGUUUUUUUUUCUAGGGUUUGUAUAUCCCUCAUGUUACUUGGAAUUUUGUUUUGUUUUGCUAAGUUAUUUGCACAAUAGUGUUGGAAGUAUUAUGAUGACCAUCAAACAUGUGUGGUUGAAAAUCGGAAAAAGCGAAACAGUUCUACAAAUAUGUUGGGAUUUUAGACCUAAUUUUUGUUGUUAGUCUAGAGUAACUUUUAUUUUCAUCUUAAAAGUAC